AUGUCUCCGAAACAUGAAUUGGAUCGCGAGGAUCGCGAAGACGCUCCCUUCCUCGCCCCCGAAUCUCCGCAAUCACCACCCGCCCCUGGCCGUGUGCACCAUGACGAACCGAAGUCCCACCAGCAAACGGAUAACAAUGAUGCGGCAAAAAAGGUCGGAUUCCGACUGAAGGUCACACUGUUUACCCUCAUUCUUGCGGUCGAGAUCGGGUUUGCAUUCAUUGAAGGCCCCAUGGUCCGGAUCUUCGAGUCUAUCGCAUGUCGACAAUGGUAUCUCACAGCCGAUCCGAGUCAAAUCGGGGCCAAUGGCCAGGUUCCAGAGGAGAUGUGUAAGGGAGCAGAGGUACAAGCAGAAUUGGCUGCAGUUAAGGGCUAUCAUAUGUUCUUUGAUGGGUUGCUAUGUGCCCUUCUAGCCAUCCCAUAUGGUCUGCUGGCAGACCGACAAGGUCGCAAGUCGACUUUAGUUCUCGGUCUCCCCGGCUUUUUGCUCAAUGCAAUGAUCACCUUUGUCGUGAUGUGGUUCUCCGAUACCAUCCCCCUACGCGCAGUCUGGCUGUCCUCCCUGGCUUGGUUGCUUGGCGGCGGCCCGGUCGUUGCAUUUGCCAUUAUUUGGACUAUGAUGGCCGAUGUAACGACAGAAGAAGAAAGAGCAACGCUUUUCUUCCAAUUCGCUAUCGUAUCCAUGGGAGUUGAUUUCAUUUCAAGUGCUUUUAGCUCUUAUCUGAUGACAUUGAACCCAUGGAUUCCUAUAUUCAUUGGAUAUGGAAUCGUCUUCCUCGGGUUGAUGCUGAUUCUGGUGCUUCCCGAGACUAAGCACGUGAGGCUAUCAUCGAGUAAACCUGAACCAUCGAGUGUUGAGCUAUCAGACUUCGUGGAUGAAGACCCUGAACAUAAUCCUCAAAAGAUGGGACGCAGGUCAUACCAUGACGAGAGCGACGUGGAAAUGGGCUCCGAUCAUGAGGCGCACAUGACCUUCAGUUAUCCUGCCCCGGACACAUCACUUUGGGGCAAGAUACGCGCCCACUACCAAUUUUAUGUCCAGCCAUAUCUGUUUAUAUUAAACAGAAAGCCCGUUUUGCUGCUCUUGACCGCAUUCCUGGUCUACCGUCUCAGUCGUGGCUCUUCAUGGUUCCUAACUCAAUAUGUCUCGACGCGGUACCAUUGGACACUAGCACAGUCUAACCUUCUUGUAUCAUUCCGGCCUACAGUAUCUAUUCCGGUGUUUCUGUUUGGCCUUCCCUGGCUCAAGAAGCAUUACCUGGACCAGAGACGCUCUUCCACGGAGAGAGACCUUUGGCUCGCUCGAGGAAGCGUCCUCUGCUUGACUAUCGGUACAUUAGGAAUUGGACUCUCGCCCAACGUCGGGAGUCUCAUUGUUAGUCUGAUUGUUCAGACUUCUGGCUCGGGGUUUGUCUUCCUGACUCGGUCUAUCAUCACUACACUCGUGGAGAGAGACGAGACCGCACGUUUGUAUACGGUGAUUGAAAUUCUUCAAUCUGUGGGUAACGUGGUAGCCAGUCUAUCGAUCACAGGAGUAUUCCAAAUUGGUCUUCGCAUGGGUGGUUUCUGGGUCGGACUGGCUUGGAUUAUGACUAGCACUUUGUUUUGCAUGGUUGCCGCUGCCAUUUGGUGGUUUCGACUACCUUCCGCACCGCACGUCCCGGAUUUCGUGGUUGGUGAAUUCAAUGAUGGCGAGGAUUGA
Messenger RNA from Penicillium angulare, 1701 nucleotides. RefSeq names its product putative MFS transporter. Bases 1 to 1701 code for a protein of 566 amino acids. The transcript is spliced from 3 exons. NCBI's taxonomy places the organism in Eukaryota, Fungi, Ascomycota, Eurotiomycetes, Eurotiales, Aspergillaceae. Gene Ontology annotation, biological process: transmembrane transport. The record is from RefSeq and is a predicted model, not a curated record. Gene Ontology annotation, molecular function: transmembrane transporter activity. Gene Ontology annotation, cellular component: membrane.